CACACACAGUCAUGUUCACUCAGUAGCUCUGAGUCUCACUGUCUUUCAUAUCUCUCUCACACUUAAAAACUCUUGCACACACGCAGAGACUCACACACACACACACACGCUUGAGUCAGUGUUUGACCAGACGGAGGGAAGAAAGCGAAGACACACAAGAAAAACUGAAAGUCGCUUUUUCUUUUUUUUCUUUUUUUUUUGGGGGGAACUUUGAACUUGGACACAAGGACUUUCCUUUCAGCGCAGGUGGAUACAGACUUUUCCCAAACUCUUGGCUUAAACAAAGCAAAAAGGAAUUUUUGUUUAUUUAUUUUUAAAAAAAUUCAUUGUUGGACUUUUGGACUUGGACUGGGUGAGACCGAGCAGUAAGAGGAAGGAGAUGGGGAGAUGGAUGUUGCGUCUCUCAGUGGGACUCGGGCUUCUUGCCAUCCUUUUGACCUACUGUAAUGCUGAAGAGAACUACUGCUUUGCUGCCAGGGCCAAGAACUGCUCUGAAUGCCUGCGGGCUGGAGUAGGCUGCGCCUACUGCCCUGAUGAGACCUUCAGUGGCCCUCGCUGUGACCUGAGACAGAACAUACUCGCCCAAGGCUGCAGCGCUGCGACUGUGAUCACAGCUCAAAGCAGCGAGAGGACUGAGAGGGCACAACAAAUCAACGUGUCUCUGCAGCAGUCUCAGGUGUUUCCACAGCUGAUGAGCAUGACUUUUCUGCCAGGAGAGGAAAAGCUGGUGAACAUGGAGGUGUUUGCUCCAGACAAAGGCCCUCUGGAUCUUUAUAUUCUUAUGGACUUCUCCAACUCAAUGGCUGAUGAUUUGGACAACUUGAAGCAGAUGGGCAAAGAGCUGGCAUCAUUGGUGGAAAGGCUGUCAAACGACUACACCAUCGGCUUUGGGAAGUUUGUGGACAAAGUGAUUGAGCCCCAGACUGAUAUGAGACCCUCCAAACUUAAACAGCCAUGGCCCAACAGUGACCCUCCGUUCUCUUUCCAAAAUGUCAUCAAGCUGACCAGUGACUUGGCUUUCUUCACCAAUGAGCUCCAGAAGGAGAGAAUAUCUGGCAACCUGGAUGCUCCUGAAGGAGGCUUUGAUGCCAUAUUGCAGGCUGCAGUUUGUGGGGAUAAGAUCGGUUGGCGAGACCACAGCACUCAUCUCCUGGUUUUCUCCACCGAGUCAGCCUUCCACUACGAGGCUGACGGUUCUAACGUGCUGUCAGGCAUCCUGCGGCGCAACGAUGAGCGCUGCCACCUGGACACACAAGGCAAAUACACACAGGAUGUAAAUCAAGAUUACCCUUCAAUACCCACACUGGUCCGUUUGCUGCGCAAGCACAACAUCAUCCCCAUCUUCGCUGUCACCAACCACUCCUACACGUACUACAAGAAACUCCAAGAGUAUUUCCCCAUUGCUGAGGUUGGUCUGCUGCAAGAGGAUUCAUCCAAUAUCCUGCAGGUCAUGGAGAUUGCCUUCAAGAGUAUCAGCUCUAAGAUGAGCAUCCAUGCAGAGGAGAAACCCAAGGCGUUUGAGUCUCAGUUCCUGGACACCAGUGGACGUGUUGUAGAAUAUGGGGCCUUUGAUUUCAAGCCUGGAGCAAAAGGCAAGCUCAAGAUGCGUCUCAAAGCCCAGCGGAUGAUCGAGGAGGACCCUGUCUGUCAGAUGGAUCUGAAUGAAAAAGAAGGGACCAUGAGAAUCAAACCGACAACCUUUAGCUCUGCUCUCAACAUUAAGGCCUCAGUUUUGUGUCCGGUCUGCGAAUGUGAGAAGACUCCCGUCAUUAAAGCAGCCAUAUGCAACGGCAAUGGAGACCUAGUCUGUGGGAAGUGUAGCUGUUAUGACGGAUGGGUGAGCACAUUCUGUAACUGCUCAGCCAAAUCUUCAGUCCAGGACAGCAGCCAGUGCAUAGGCCCGGGCAUGACUGAACCGUGUUCAGGCCGGGGAGAGUGCAUGGAGUGUGGCGUCUGCGUGUGCAACAACAAAGAUCAGUUUGAAGGACCCUACUGUCAGUACGACAAGACCAAGUGUCAAAGAUUCGGAGGCUUCCUCUGCAAUGAUCGUGGCUCCUGCAUUAUGGGUCGUUGUGUGUGUACAGAAGGCUGGGAGGGAGGCGCCUGCGAGUGUCCCAAGAGCAACCAGACCUGUCUGGACACUAAGGGGGGCGUCUGCAAUGGGCGAGGUGAAUGUGUCUGCGGUCGCUGUGAGUGUCAGAGCGCUGGUAUUGAGUUGACUUCCACCUGUGAGCCAAAUUUCCAGGCCCAGCUGGGCGUGUGUGAAGGUACGAGGAGUUGUGUCCAGUGUCAAGCCUGGAAGACAGGAGAGUAUAAGGAGACAGAGAAGUGUGACAAGUGCCCCUUUAAAAUUGAACUGGUGGAUGAACUCAAAGAAUCGGAGAACAGGCGUGAGUCAUGCAGUUUCCGUGAUGAGGAUGACGACUGUACGUACUACUACACUGUUGAGAACCCUAAAGAUCCGAAAGUUGGAGUCUUGGAGGUUCAGGUGCUCAAGAAGAAAGAUUGUCCUCCUGCUAGCCUCCUGUGGUUGCUCCCUCUCAUCUUGUUCCUCCUGUUACUGCUGGCGCUUCUGCUGCUCUGCUGCUGGAAAUUCUGCGCCUGCUGUAAAACCUGCUGGCAGAGCUGUCUUGGCCUGCUGCCUUGCUGUAGGAGAGGCCGCAUGGUUGGCUUCAGGGAAGAUGAGUAUUUGCUCCGCCAGUCUCUGCUCACCUCAGACCAUCUGGACACACCAAUGGUGAGGACGGGCCCACCCAAAGGAACUGAUGUGGUUCGCUGGAAGGUGACAGAUAAUGUGCACCAAGGACCCAAUCACCCCCAGGCUCUGAUAAAGCCCAAUCCUAAAGAGACCAUCCAGUUCCCAGUCUCCCUCCGGCUGAACAGGUUGUUUUCUGACAGCCUCUCUCGCCCUGAAUCCAGAGACGCCGAGCAGCUCCGCAAGGAAGUGGCCGAUAAUCUGAAUGAGGUGUACAAACAGAUCCCCGGGGCCCAGAAGGUCCAAAAAACCACUUUCAGAAUGCAGAGAAAUGCUGGAAAAAGGCAGGACUACACCAUCAUGGACACCGUCUUGUCUGCUCCACGCAGCAGUUAUCCUGACAUUGUCAAACUCACAGAGAAAAAUGUCCAGUCUGGAAACUUCCAUGACCUCAAAGUGGUGCCUGGCUACUACACUGUGGCCACAGACAGAGAGGCUGCGGGAGCCAUAGAGUUCCAGGAAGGUGUGGAGUCAGUGGAUGUUCAUGUGCCACUCUUUGUCAAGGAUGAAGAUGAUGACAAGAAACAGCUGCAGGUCGAGGCCAUGGAUGUGCCACUGGGCAUUGCUGAGAUUGGAAAACGUUUGGUUAACAUCACCAUCAUCAAGGAGCACGCCACAAGCGUGUUCUCGUUCCUCCAGCCGUCCUACAUCUACAGCAGAGAUGAUGGAGUGGCCAACAUUCCAAUCAGCAGAGAGAUCAUUGAGGACGGACGCACACAGGUCACCUACCGUACACGGGACCUCACAGCCAAGGACAGGAAGGACUACAUGACUGUGGAAGGAGAUCUGGCCUAUAAUGCUGGUGAGACCCAGAAGACAGUUACUGUUCGUCUGCUGGAGCUGGGUGAGAAAGAUGGCCUUUUGGAAGACAAACAGGUCAAGCAGUUUGUCAUGGACCUCAGUAACCCACGGCAGGGCGCCAAGCUGGGCCGCUACCCGAGAACUACUAUCACCAUCGCAGACCAACCAGAACCCAGUGGGGUGAUGUUCAAAAAGGACAUUCAGAGCUUCACCACGUCAGACCCAACCUACACCAUCCCUGUGGUCCGCACUCGAAACCAGGACAGCCCUGCCACAGUGAAAUGGCGCACCAAGAAGGGCCAGCGUUUUGAUCUCUCCGGAUCUCUGAAGUUCAAUCCCGGAGAGACAGAAAAGAACAUAGUGAUUGACCCGAAAUCCUAUCCCGGCCCCAUCCAGCCAGAAACCUUCCAACUGGACCUGCUUGACCCAAGUGGUAACACUUCUAUUGGAGAGAAGAAGUCUACCCUUGUCAAGGUCACAGACGGAGCUCCUGAUGUUGCUCAGAUGCAGCAGAAGGGCUACGUCAGCCCGAAAGCCACCUUGCCUGGUGGCCAACUUAUGUCCCCAGCAAACCUUAAAGCCAAAGCAACUGGACCCAGAAACAUCCGGCUCAACUGGGACCCACCACCUGGUAACCCCAUGGGCUACAAGGUGAAGUACUGGAUCUUUGGUGAUCCAGAGAAAGACGCCCAGGUCUUAGAUGUGAAGACUCCUCAGGCUGAGUUGAAUAACCUGUACCCCUAUUGUGACUAUGAGAUGCGAGUGUGCGCCUACAACGCGUUGGGAGAUGGCCACAAUACCAGCAUUGUUUCCUGUCAAACUCUGGAGGAUGUGCCUGGUGAACCUGGACGUCUGGCCUUCAAUGUCAUCAGUCCAACUGUCACUCAGCUCAGCUGGGCAGAGCCUGCGGAGACCAAUGGCAACAUUACAGCUUACGAAGUCAUCUACACACCCAUCGAUGAUGAACUGAAGCCAGUGGGCCCUGCCAAGAAAGUAAAGAUUGACAACCCCAAGAAACGAAUGCUGUUGAUUGAGAACCUCCAGAAUGCCCAGACCUACCAGUACAAGGUCCGUGCCCAGAACAGCAUUGGCUGGGGCCCCUUCAGAGAUGCUACCAUCAACUUGGCAUCCCAGCCUGCCAGACCUUUGUCCAUUCCCAUCAUUCCAGACAUCCCUAUUGUGGAUGCAGAAGCGGGAGAUGAGUAUGACAGCUACCUGAUGUACAGCAAUGAGGUGCUGAAGUCCCCUGCAGGCUCCAAGACACCCAGCGUCUCUGGUGAUGAUUACAUGAUGAAUGGGAAGUGGGAUCAGAACUUCCUUUUCCCAGGAGGAUCGGUGACACGCAACUUGUCAGCAUCAUCCUCUCCCAUGUCCACCCUGAGCUCAAACUACAGAGGGGCAGGCGGCUCCUCCUUUACCACAGAAACCACCACCACUUACAUGUCCGGACCAGGAAGCUCUCGGAGACAGGAUAUAAUUGGAGGUGGAGUGCAUACAUCAGAAGUCAUCAUGAGGAAGCGCUCAGAGAACAGGGGUUACACAGAUGAAAACAUCCGGGACUCUAUUGUCAUGGGAGAUGUGUCGAGCAAGUUUCCAGAUCUUGGUGGUUUCGGCUACACUGGGAUGCAGAGCAGCUCUCAGAGCCAGUUCAGCUACAGCCUGUCUCAGGCUUCGCGGGCCAGGACCCAGUCUUCGGAUGUCAACGAAGCCUUAUAUAAUCUGGACAGGGUGCUCCAGGAUGCACGAGUCUCUCCUGGCGUCCCAGACACCCCCAGCAGACUGGUGUUUUCUGCUCUGGGUCCCACUGCCCUCAAAGUCAGCUGGCAGGAGCCCCACUGUGAGAGGGACAUCCUUGGCUACUGUGUCCUCUACCAGCUGAUCACUGGAGGUGAUGUGAAGCGCAUCAGUGUGACGAACCCAGCAGAGAACUCUGUGAUCAUCCAGGACCUGCUGCCCAACCACUCCUACCUGUUUAAGGUGAAGGCUCAGAGCGAGGAGGGCUGGGGUCCAGAGAGAGAAGGGGUCAUCACCAUCGAGUCUGCUGUUGAUCCCAAGAGUCCCCUCAGUCCUAUGCCAGGCUCACCAUUUACUCUGAGCACUCCCAGUGCUCCAGGCCCCCUGGUCUUCACUGCUCUGAGCCCUGAUUCCCUGCAACUCAGCUGGGAGAAACCUCGCAAACCCAACGGAAACAUCCUGGGCUAUGUGGUCACCUGCGAACAGCUGCAUGGUGGAGGUGACAUGCGUUCCUUCCAGGUGAACGGCGACAGCGCUGAGACCAGUCUGACUGUUCCAAACCUGACUGAGAAUGUUCCCUACAAGUUUAAGGUCCAGGCUCGGACCACACAGGGCUUCGGUCCAGAGAGGGAGGGAAUCAUCACCAUCGAGUCUCAAGAUGGAAGUGCGUUGUCUCAGUACAACAGCCAAUCAAUGACAAGGAGGGAAGUUUUCCACUUGCCAACAGAAACCAGCACACGAACCAGUGUAUCACACACCAUGAUCAACGACCCCUAUUUCUCAGAUGGGAUGAUGAUGACCACCCAGCACACAGAGACCAGUGGCAUGGUGACUCGUCAAGUCACCAAGGAAGUGGUUCAGAGGAGCGUCAUUGGAGGAACAACUGUCACAAAGAAGAUGUUUUAUGAAUCUUAAGAUCUUAUUUAACGCUGCCCAACGUAACACCCAAAGGUCCAACAUGACGAGGAAUCAGAGAUUCUCUUUUACAGAGAGUUGACUUCAGAGUACUCACACGGUCAGUGUAUAUUUAUAUAUAUAUAUAUAUAUGUGUGUGUGUGUGUGUGUGUGUGUGUGUGUGUGUGUGUGUGUGUAGGUGUGUGUAGGUGUGUGUAGGUGUGUGUAGGUGUGUGUAGGUGUGUGUGUGUGUGUGUGUAGGUGUGAGAUUCUGUGACCAAAAAAAAAAAUUUCAUGGAGAGGAGGCCUUUUUAUUGUUGUCUGUUACAAACUGUGGCCACUGUCCUUCAGGAUGAGGUUCAUUUCAACAUGUCCAAUAACUUUCACUGUUGCUUCAUUCUGGUUUCUUUCCAGUAAGGAAAUCAGUUUCGUGUUAGACUCCACUCCCUCUGUUGGUUCAGAUCUGGAAACACAGACUGGGGCUUUAAAAUAGGCAAGCAUGUCUGUGUGUGUGUUUUUUUUUUUUUUUUUUUUCUCUUCUCAGAUGCUUUAUAAGGUUCUUUUUCAUGCAAGUGGUCCUAUCCUUAGUGAUCGAGAGCAUCGAAGUGGAGUAUUUGGGGACUUUUGUUCAUAGAUUUGUAUUAUAUUUAAGUGUGAUAAAAGUUUUUUUUUCCAACCAUAUUUAAUACUUUUUAAUAUUUUUACUUCAGUAGACUGACAUUGAAUUUCAUGCCAAAUACAGAGAUAUUUCUGCACACACAGGUUUGUGCUUGUGUCGUUGCUUUAUAGGCACAGUUUGUACUGACGAGCAGAGGGAUGAUUAUGAUCUCAAAACUCUAUUAGAUAUGAUGUGGUUUUGCAUUUCAGAAGAUGUUUAAACUCCACAAUGUGGUGUACACUGCUUCAACAUACAUCUCGUGUGCUUCUUUACUCUGCAUGGCCGUUGUAUUUUGCAUUUUGGGUAUUUCAACAUUUUAACAAUGAAUUCUUGAUGUUUUAGAGAAAUUGUAUGUAAAGACACAAAGAUUGUAUUUGCUUAAAUGCAAGUCCUACUGUGUUCAGGCCUCACAUUUCGUUAAAAAUGCUUUAUUAUCUAAAACACAUUUUAGAUAAACAUCUGUAUUUUUUUUUUAGGAAAUACAAAUAGGUGGAUCAACUUUUCACCAAAACCAGACUCAGUAAAGUAUUGAUGUACUUUUGAUCAUCAUGUAUCACUUACUUUUGAGCGGUUGACUUUUUUUUGCAUGGUCUUCUUUUUCCUGUACUUCUAUUGCACUUAAAGAUUUUGAAAUUAAAAGAUUUCUGUUAUAUAUGAA
This is a messenger RNA of Toxotes jaculatrix (banded archerfish), 7500 nucleotides long. RefSeq names its product integrin, beta 4 (gene itgb4). Gene Ontology annotation, molecular function: integrin binding. Gene Ontology annotation, cellular component: cell surface; integrin complex; focal adhesion. The transcript is spliced from 42 exons. NCBI's taxonomy places the organism in Eukaryota, Metazoa, Chordata, Actinopteri, Toxotidae. The record is from RefSeq and is a predicted model, not a curated record. Gene Ontology annotation, biological process: cell communication; cell adhesion mediated by integrin; cell-matrix adhesion. The coding region runs from base 380 to 6205 and encodes 1941 amino acids.